AAUAUGACGAUGCCGAAACGCUAAUUGAUCCUGAUUUAAAGGAGUUGAUACGAAUUAUUGUCGGCCUGAUGAGAUUGAUGACGAAGAUUAAUUGUUUCUAUACAGAGAUGAACGGUAUUUUAAUCAUGCACGCUAUGGGAGUGCUUCACAAAGAUGCCGACGCAACGACACCGAAACCGAUUCAGCCAAAUGACACUGCCAUCUCUCGAGACCCAUUGCACGUAGGAAUAAACGACGUGGAUACAGUGAGCGACGGAAAUCCACUUCAACAAUCUAUUAAUGUAGGAUUAACAGCAACAAUGACAGUGAAGUGA
Molecule: messenger RNA, 314 nt
Organism: Acaulospora morrowiae
Lineage: Eukaryota; Fungi; Glomeromycota; Glomeromycetes; Diversisporales; Acaulosporaceae
Source: the annotation of a GenBank genome assembly